Molecule: messenger RNA, 2828 nt
Organism: Archocentrus centrarchus (flier cichlid)
Lineage: Eukaryota; Metazoa; Chordata; Actinopteri; Cichliformes; Cichlidae
Product: terminal nucleotidyltransferase 5C
Exons: 4
Coding region: 193-1452 (419 amino acids)
Biological process (GO): mRNA stabilization
Molecular function (GO): poly(A) RNA polymerase activity; RNA binding
Source: RefSeq, a predicted model, not a curated record
CGGACAGCGCCCGAAUGAACUCGCGCGCAGAUUCUGGCAUCGCACAUCGCCGCGUCAGCACCGAGUCUAAACGGAGGGACUUCAGAAGGAAAAAACAAACCCAGUAGAAAACACAAACUCUCCGGACCUGUAGCUCGGUGGACACCCGCUGUUUAAUUCCGCUGACAAGUCAGGAGCCGCUCGCUCCCUCGAAUGCCUCAGCAACAGGGCAGCAGCAUGUCUGAAAAGAAAUCCAGUCAGCGGUUUCACAGCCUGAACACUGAGCAGGUGGAGGUUCUCCAUCAGGUUCUUUCAGAGGUGGUUCCCAUUCAUGGCCGUGGGAACUUUCCCACAUUGGAGCUGCGACCUCGUGACAUCAUCAUAGCUGUGCGGGCCAGGCUACAGAAGCAGGGAAUCACGGUCAGAGAUGUUCGCCUAAACGGCUCCACGGCCAGUCACGUCCUUGUUCGAGACAACGGAACGAGCUACAAGGACUUGGACAUCAUCUUUGGAGUGGAGUUGCCCAGUCAAGAGGAGUUCCAGGUGAUCAAAGAGUCAGUGCUGGGCUGUUUGCUGGACUUCCUGCCUGCUGCGGUCAACAGGGAACGGAUCAGCAAUGCCACAAUGAAGGAGGCCUAUGUCCAGAAAAUGGUCAAAGUCUUCAACGAACAUGACCGCUGGAGCCUCAUCUCCCUCUCAAACAACAGUGGCAAAAACCUGGAGCUCAAAUUUGUGAGUGCGCUGAGGCGGCAGUUUGAGUUCAGCGUAGACUCCUUCCAGAUCAUUCUGGACCGUCUCCUAGAGUCUUACAUGCAGCAGGACUCACAGCGCAAAAUGAAUAAAUGUGACUCUCCUCAGGCAUCUGACUCAGUCCCUGCUGUCGAAGUCCUGGCGGAGAGCAUGUAUGGUGACUUUGAGGCAGCCAUGGAUCACCUGCGCUACCGCCUGAUCGCUACCAGGAACCCUGAGGAGAUUCGAGGUGGUGGCUUGCUGAAAUACAGCAACCUGUUGGUCAGAGACUACCGACCAGCCAGCGAGACUCAGAUAAAGACACUGGAGCGCUACAUGUGCUCACGCUUUUUUAUUGAUUUCCCAGACGUGCAGGAACAACAGAGGAAGAUCCUAUCCUACUUGAAGAACCAUUUUAUUGGUGAGGAGAGAAGCAAGUACCAAUACUUGAUGACGCUGCGUCGUGUGGUAGAUGACAGCACGGUGUGUCUGAUGGGACAUGAGAGGCGUCAGACACUGAAUAUGAUCACAGUGCUGGCACUGAAGGUUCUAGGAGAGCAGAACAUAAUACCCAACACAGACCAUGUGACAUGCUUCUAUCAGCCUGCCCCCUACCUUGCUGAGCACACUGCCCCCUAUCUCGCAGAACCCAGCUACUGCAGCUACUACAUACCCCAAGGGGGAUCAACUCUGCUAUACCAACCUUACCCCUUACACCUGCACCCACAAACUGGACUUGUGUAAAACAUGCAUGGAUAUACAUGUACUUACACAAAAUACACAGUUGAGCUACCAAGGUGGUGCUUGCCCCGAAGAAAAAGCUUGAGAAUGGAAAUAUAAUCCAGGGAUAAACUGUUUGGUCUAUAAUAGACCUAUGGGGGUGGGAUUGAGUGGGUUUUUACACUAAACUCCCUAAGUACUCUGUAAGGUUCUAACAUGAUUAUAUGUAAUUAUCUGGGCUUUGUGGAAAAUAAUAAUUCUUCCGAUAUUGUUAAAAAUUCCAGAAAAUGCUGUAUGCACUAUACAUGAGUCAUAGGCCUUUGGUCUCCCUGGGAAACCAACUGUGCUGCUGACAUUCACACACAUGCACACACACACUGACACAUGCACACACACACACACACAUGCAAACACACUUCCAGGUUCUUAAAUUCUUGUACACGCUUUUCAUGUUCUUACUGUGUUGUUCUUAAUGGGUUUGUUCAGAAUGUGGACCUUGCCUGUGGUUGAUAUUGUGCAUGGAUAAAUUAGGACUGUUCACUGCCAAAUACUGUGUGACUACUAUGCUUCUUAAACAGUUUAAUGUAACUUUGUUAUUCCUUUACUGAAGGGGGUGUAUUCCAAAAAAGGACAGAGGGACAAGUAUACCAGUGUGUACAGUAUUUUCAUCAAAACACACACACACACACACACACACGCACACACACACACGCACACACACACACACACACACACUGUGUGUCUGUGUGUAUUACUGUAUGCACACGGAGUUAGACAAUGCAUGAGUAGCUUAAAAAGUCACAUCUAAAAUCAAAGCAAGGCUUUUAAUUUAUUAAAAAUUGAUCUAUUUUUGCAAGACUUUCCGAGAUUAUACUCAGUGGUAAACAGACUGGUUAGUUCCUACAAAAAAAUGCUAACAACAAUGCCUUUGGAAUAGACUGUACAGCGUAUUGAUUACAGUAUAUUGUGUGAAAAUACACUGCAUUGUUUUCAGGUAAACUGUGUUAAGAUGUGCUGCUUGAUUCCUUUCUGUUGUGGAGUCCUUUCUGUAAUCAUGUGAAGUAUUGUAUCAUCUAGUGUUAAUUUAAUUAAUACUGUGGUUUACUCUAUGGAGGUGGUCAGGUUAUAACCAUCUUUGGGUCAUCUCUAAACCUGGCAGAUGCAGCUCUGUCUUAACCGAAUUGCUUUUAAACUCAUACGACUCCUCUCAGCGUAAAUCAGCUUCAGCUGAUUCACACUAGAAUCAACGUGAAUCAAGUUUGGAUCCACCUCAAACCUGUUUGAAUCUCAGUUUGAAACUGUGCAACAGCAACUAUGACCAAAGAUGGUUGGUAGGGAAUUCAAGUGCCUAAAUGUGAGACAUCAUUGGCAUGUCUUUAUCUCACUGCACUGGGGGUGUU